Molecule: messenger RNA, 1027 nt
Organism: Eubalaena glacialis (North Atlantic right whale)
Lineage: Eukaryota; Metazoa; Chordata; Mammalia; Artiodactyla; Balaenidae
Gene: CH25H
Product: cholesterol 25-hydroxylase
Exons: 1
Coding region: 76-888 (270 amino acids)
Biological process (GO): cholesterol metabolic process; sterol biosynthetic process
Molecular function (GO): iron ion binding; C-4 methylsterol oxidase activity; steroid hydroxylase activity
Source: RefSeq, a predicted model, not a curated record
UCGGGGGCGGGGCCGAAAGCCCUAAGAAAAGUCGGUGGGACCCGAGCGGCAGCCGCUGCUAGACACCACCUCAUCAUGAGCAGCCACAACGGCUCCGAGCUCCACGUCCUCUGCAGCUCCGGCCAGCUGUUCUUGCAGCCCCUCUGGGACCGCCUGAGGACCUGGGAGGCCCUCAUCCAGUCGCCCUUCUUCCCCGUCGUCUUCUCCAUCACCACCUACGUGGGCUUCUGCCUGCCCUUCGUGGUGCUGGACGUCCUGUGCCCCUGGGUGCCCGCGCUACGGCGCUACAAGAUCCACCCGGACUUCUCGCCGUCGGCUUGGCAGCUGCUGCCCUGUCUGGGGCAGACGCUCUACCAGCACGUGGUGUUCGUGUUCCCCAUGACACUGCUGCACUGGGCGACCAGCCCCGCCCUCCUGCCCCGCGAAGCCCCCGAGCUGCUCCAGCUGGUCCGCCACGUCGUGCUCUGCCUGCUGCUCUUCGACACCGAGUUCUUCGUGUGGCACGUGCUGCACCACAAGGUGCCCUGGCUGUACCGGACCUUCCACAAGAUGCACCACCAGAACCCGUCCCCGUUCGCGCUGGCCACGCAGUACAUGAGCGUCGGGGAGCUGUUCUCCUUGGGUUUCUUUGACAUGAUGAACGUCUUGCUGCUCCAGUGCCACCCGCUCACUGUCCUGACCUUCCACGUGGUCAACAUCUGGCUGUCGGUGGAGGACCACUCGGGCUACGACUUCCCCUGGUCCACGCACAAACUGGUACCUUUCGGGUGGUAUGGGGGCGUGGAGCACCACGACCUGCAUCACUCCCAGUUUACCUGCAACUUCGCCCCUUACUUCACACACUGGGACAGAAUACUGGGAACUCUGCGGUCUGCUCCCGCCAAGUGACAUGCAGGCACCCCUCCCGGCGUAGUAGUGUGUGCUGUGGUGAGGAGCGGGUGUACCUAAGACAUUGUGCGUUUCACCCUUGAAUCGGGAGAGACACACUUGAGGUUGCUUUUUUUGUUUUAUUUGCUGGAAACUUAUA